Molecule: messenger RNA, 1017 nt
Organism: Cucurbitaria berberidis CBS 394.84
Lineage: Eukaryota; Fungi; Ascomycota; Dothideomycetes; Pleosporales; Cucurbitariaceae
Product: 30S ribosomal protein-like protein S7
Exons: 3
Coding region: 1-1017 (338 amino acids)
Biological process (GO): translation; ribosomal small subunit assembly
Cellular component (GO): ribosome
Molecular function (GO): rRNA binding; structural constituent of ribosome; mRNA binding
Source: RefSeq, a predicted model, not a curated record
AUGCCGCCACGAUUAAACAUCACGACUUUCACGCGAUCAAUUGCUUUCAGGCCGCAGCCUCGACUCCAGUGGCCCGCCCGAUCUGCUGCGCGAUGCACGCCGUCGCAAUGUCGCCUCUACUCCGAUGCGAAUGCAGCCGACCGAUCGAAGCGAGUUGAUGCGAAACCAAUGGAGCAUGUUUCCGAAGAGAAGGCCGCCGUGGCAGAGGCUAUGGGCGAGCAAGGCCCUGAUAUGAGUCAAGGUACACCGGUCGAGGAGGUUGUCAAGGGAGACAAGGCCGCGCAAGAGAAGUUGCCUAAAGUGAUGCAGGACAAGAUCAAGGCGCAGUCAAACUCAGCACCAAAGGGGUCACGGUCCUACUCGACGACGACGACACAAACGAGUGGAAGUGGCGGACUAGACAUGGGGCUCGUGGACUUGAAGUCUGUUGCGACCGUGCCGGAGACACCAGGCCUGAAAUUCCAAAUGCCGACACUUCCUCUCCCAAAGGACGGCCACGUCAAGCAUCGAUACGAUCCGGUAGUGGAGCAGGUCACCAAUCUGCUCAUGCGACACGGCGAAAAGAGCGUUGCUCAGCGGAACAUGGCACUAAUUCUCCAACACCUCCGAACAUCACCUAUCCCCACCAUCAACCCGCAAAAGCCGCUCCUUCCUGGCGCCCCUCCGCCAUCGCAUCUUCCCCUGAACCCCAUUCUUUACCUCACGCUCGCUAUUGACUCGGUCGCCCCCGUGAUGCGAAUCCGAAGCCAAAGGGGUGCUGCCGGUGGUGGUGUCGCUCUGCAGAUCCCGGUUCCCCUCGGGCAGAGGCAACGAAGGCGGGCAGCAGUCCAGUGGAUCAUGGGCGCUGCCUCGAAGCGAAGGAACAUGGGAAGUGGCAAGGGCAGCUUUGCGCAGCGGAUUGCACAAGAACUCAUUGCCGUGGUGCAGGGAACGAGCAGCAUCUGGGAGAGGCGGAAUGCGAUUCACAAGCUGGGCGUCGCUGCUCGGGCUAACAUUGUGCUGCCCCGGAAGAAGUAG